AUGGCACAUGCAACUCAAGUAGGCCUACAAGACGCUACAUCCCCCAUCAUAGAAGAACUAAUCUCUUUCCACGACCACGCCCUCAUAAUCAUUUUCCUUAUCAGCUUCCUGGUCCUAUAUGCCCUCUUCCUAACACUCACAACAAAACUAACCAACACUAACAUUACAGACGCCCAAGAGAUAGAAACCAUCUGAACAAUCCUACCUGCCAUUAUCCUAGUCCUAAUCGCUCUCCCAUCCCUCCGUAUUCUCUAUUUAACAGACGAAAUCAACGACCCUUCCCUCACCAUCAAAGCAAUCGGCCAUCAAUGAUACUGAGCCUACGAAUAUACAGACUACGGCGGACUGGUCUUCAAUUCCUACAUGCUCCCACCAUUAUUUCUAGAACCCGGAGACCUUCGACUCCUUGAAGUCGACAAUCGAGUAGUUCUCCCAAUUGAAGCCCCUGUUCGUAUAAUAAUUACAUCACAAGACGUCCUACACUCAUGAACUGUCCCCUCCCUCGGCCUAAAAACAGACGCCAUCCCUGGACGCCUAAACCAAACCACAUUUACCGCCACACGCCCAGGAGUAUAUUACGGCCAAUGCUCAGAAAUCUGCGGAGCCAACCAUAGCUUUAUACCAAUCGUCCUAGAGCUAAUUCCCUUAAAAAUCUUCGAAAUAGGGCCCGUAUUCACCCUAUAA
This is a messenger RNA of Nomascus leucogenys (northern white-cheeked gibbon), 684 nucleotides long. The record is from the annotation of a RefSeq genome assembly. NCBI's taxonomy places the organism in Eukaryota, Metazoa, Chordata, Mammalia, Primates, Hylobatidae.